GCGCGAGUCGGUGCUCGGCGCGGCGCGGCGCGGCGGGGUUGUGGCCGUCAGUCGUCGGGUGAGCGGGGUGCGACGCAAACGCGGACUCGGACUAUGGCGGAAGGGCUGAUCCUCAUUCCCAUAAAAGGGUCGAGUUGAUUGUGGUGUGGAUACGUUUGGUCCCCCUGCGCUCGUCACAAAAUCUGCGGAACAGAAAAUAAAAAUGGAUCAUAAAAUGUAAAAACGACUAUUGUUGUUAUUUUAUAGAAUUGUUCUUGGAACAAGAGAAAAAAUACUUAUGUAUACAUUAUAGAUUGUUGAAAUAUUAGAUGAAAAAUUCUAGAGGGUGAAUAUAUUCCUAACUAAGAAGUGAUUAUACAGGCAAAAUGGCUUCACAAAGGUUCUGCUUGAGGUGGAAUAACCACCAAUCGAAUAUGCUGUCUGUAUUUGACCAACUACUUCACGCUGAGACCUUCACGGACGUUACUCUAGCAGUAGACGGCCAGCUACUAAAAGCCCACAAAAUGGUACUAUCAGCCUGCAGUCCGUACUUUCAGGCUCUCUUCGUCAACCAUCAGGAAAAACAUCCGAUCGUCAUUUUAAAAGACGUUCCUUAUUCAGACAUGAAGAGUUUAUUAGAUUUCAUGUACCGAGGGGAAGUGAGCGUCGACCAAGAACGAUUGACGGCAUUCUUAAAAGUAGCCGAAAGCUUGAGAAUAAAAGGACUCACUGAAGUAAACGAAGAAAAAUGUGAUAUCCCAGCUCUUACAAAUUCUUUAAUUCAACAACAGCAACAAACUUCUGCCUCCGCCCACACCCCUCCACCCCAACUUCACCGAAUACACCCCUACAUGCAACAAAAGAGACCAGCUUCAGGCAUGCCAACUGGUGGAGCACCCCCAAAUUUAUUAAUGCCUUUGCUCGGAAAUGCACUAAUGCAGCCUAAAAGAAAAAGAGGCAGGCCGAGAAAAUUAAGCGGCAGUUCGAGUGAUGCCCUGACCACCGCUGCGAGUCCACCUGGAGAGUUCAUACCCGAGUCAGCCUCCCACGCUGCUUCCAACAGGCCUGGUGAUCAGUUAAUUAGAGGAUCGCCAGAAAUGCUUGAAGUGAAAAUGUCCAUGGACGGUUUCAGUGCUGAGGACGGCGCAACAUCGGGGGGCGAGGAGGCCGGGGAGGCGCUGCUUAUCGACGAGGGCGACGACGCGCACUCCACGGACGCGCAGGUGGCAGGGAAGGACUCGGAGUCUGCAGGGCGGGCAUCUCCAGAUUCAGAACAUAAAGAUGUAAGGUAUGUCCAUUCUCCGACGAACGACGGGCACGGAAAGAUCCGCGUGAACCCGGCCACGCAGACGGCGUCGACGUCGGGCGACGGCGCGUACGCCGAGCCGCUCAACAACAACCAGGCGCGGCCCGCCGUGCGACGCCGCAUCCGCCGCCGCGCCAAUUCCGCCUCCAACGACCCCGCCGAGCAACUCACCGAGAUGUCCGUCAGAGGGCUCAAUCUUUUUAGAUACGCUUCCGUUAACGAAGGGGUGUACCAAUGCACCGAAUGUGCCAAGGAGAACAUACAAAAAACUUUCAAAAAUAAGUAUUCAUUCCAGAGGCACGCUUUCCUUUACCACGAAGGGCAGCAGAGAAAAGUGUUUCCGUGUCCCGUCUGUUGCAAAGAAUUCUCUAGACCGGACAAGAUGAAAAACCAUAUGAAGACCACCCACGAUUGUUACGUGCCAAAAGACUGCGUGUAUCCGCCGAAUGCGUACUUCAUGUUGCCGGGGAUGGAGGCGCAGCUGCCGCCCGGCAUCAAGCUGGAGGCACUGGGCGGUGCGCCGCACUCGUCGCCCGACCCCGCGCAGGUCUGACGCGCACGCUACUCCCCCCCCCCCCCCCCCCUCCCGCACACCCAGCGAGCGCCGUGCGAAUACCUACUGAUACUGAGCGCAUUUAAUCCAUCUUUUUAUCUCGGCUAAGUAUUAACAUUACGUAUCUAUCAAUUCCACAUAAAUUUUCAUUAUGCCUCGAAAAUCAAUUUUCACAUAGGUAGUUUCCUAAUGUUUUGAUUAUAUAUGUAUAAGAAAUUCAGAGUUCAAUAGAAGUAGUUAUUUAUUCUAUUUUUUGAGUAAAAUUUUAAUGUACACUUUUACUAAGUGCAUUACUUACUUGACUAAACUUUGUUUUCCAAUCAUACUGUUAUGCAUUUAAUAUCUAAUGUUCGUUACAUAAAGAUUAUACUUGUUAAAAAUUACGGUUGUGCAAAUUAUUAGUAGACAAUAAUUGUUUGAGGCCAGUUUCGCAAUAAUAGCAAAAGCGAGUUAUUGUAAAAAUAAAUGUGUAAGUAAAUAGCAUUAUGUAAUGGGUGCUGUACAAGUCUGAUUCGUGCCUUCCAUGCAUGCAGUUCUGCAACCACACACUGAUGCGAACAUUCCAUGUUCGGUCAGUGUCGUAGCUCUGGAAUAUAUAAGUACUAGGUAUGAUACCGUAAGACAUAAC
This is a messenger RNA of Cydia amplana, 2466 nucleotides long. RefSeq names its product protein tramtrack, alpha isoform (gene ttk). NCBI's taxonomy places the organism in Eukaryota, Metazoa, Arthropoda, Insecta, Lepidoptera, Tortricidae. The record is from RefSeq and is a predicted model, not a curated record. The transcript has 3 exons. The coding region runs from base 366 to 1838 and encodes 490 amino acids. Gene Ontology annotation, molecular function: protein binding. Gene Ontology annotation, cellular component: nucleus. Gene Ontology annotation, biological process: regulation of transcription by RNA polymerase II.